AUGGCGACGGCUCCUACCACGGCUCCUACCACGGCGGCUUGCAAGCUGCGCUAUGAUCCGGAAUAUUGGGCCGUCGUGAAGCAUAGGAUCCCUGCAAACCCGCCUCCGCCAUCCCGGAGCGUCCUUGAAAUCCGGGCGAGGAGCGAUCCGAUCCUGGCAGCGCUCUUCCGAGCAUUGCCGUACCCGCCAGACGUGCAGGAGACCAAAUUCGAGGUCGAGAGCCUCGACGGGACCAGGUUCGACUUUGUCCGCUUCGCCACGGCCGAGCAGGCGGCCAGCGCGGAGCCCCUGCCGGCGGUGGUCAUGACCCACGGCGGUGGCCUCGUCAGCGGGUCGGUCGAGAUCUUUGCGCCCCAGAUCGCGCGCUACGUCGCCCAGGCGGGCGUGCAGUACUGGGCCGUGGACUACCGGCUCGCGCCCGAGCACCCGGGCCCCGCGGGUGUCGAGGACUGCUUCGCGGCGCUGCAGUGGCUGUCGCGGCGCGCGGCCGAGUUCAACGUCGACCCGGCCCGCAUCGCCGUGUUUGGCGACAGCGCCGGCGGCAACAUCGCGGCCGGGGCGGCGCUCAUGGCGCGCGACGCGGGGCUGGACCCGCCGCUGGCCAAGCAGAUCCUCGUCUACCCGAUGCUCGACGACCGCACGACGACCCGCUACCCGGCCGACUGGCCCGCGCUCCCGUUCCUGACGUGGAAGGCCGAGGAGAACGCCAUGGCGUGGGACGCCUACGUCGGCGCGGGCAGGCGCGGGAAGCCCGAGGCCGACGUCAGCGCCUACGCGGCGCCCGCGCGGGCGGCCAGCCUCGCGGGCCUGCCGCCGACGUACAUCGACGUCGGCGGGCUGGACCUGUUCCGGGACGAGUGCGUCGAGUACGCGGCGCGGCUGGCCCGGGAGAACGUCGAGGUCGAGUUCCACCUGUACCCCGGCGUGCCGCACGGGUUCGAGAGCGCGUGGGGCAUCACGGUGGUGAAGGCGGCGCUGGAGAACAGGGGGAGGGCCCUGCGCAGCUUCUAG
Messenger RNA from Thyridium curvatum, 1011 nucleotides. RefSeq lists its product as uncharacterized. The coding region runs from base 1 to 1011 and encodes 336 amino acids. Lineage: Eukaryota; Fungi; Ascomycota; Sordariomycetes; Thyridiales; Thyridiaceae. The record is from RefSeq and is a predicted model, not a curated record. Gene Ontology annotation, molecular function: hydrolase activity. The transcript has a single exon.